AUGCAACCACAAUCACAGUUGGGCCAUUCAACUGCACCUCCUCUCCCGGCCCAUUUGAGCCCAAACCCAUCACAAGUAAGGCCCAAAACCCAAUCUUCCGGCCCAGAAGAUGGUGCAAGAACAAGAAGAUUGGUUGAUUCUGCUGGUAGUAGUAGUAGUAGUGUGAAUUAUGAGAAGAAAGAAGGGUAUGCUUGUAAUGUUAGAAGUUCAUUUGGAGGAGAGAGAAAAUUUCAGAAGCAAAUUUUCAUGAAUGUGAAGCCUAAUGGAACUAAGACUACUGCUAUGAUUAGGAACAUCCCUAAUCAAUAUACACGUGAUAUGUUGAUCAAGUUUUUAGAUGAAUUCUGCCAAAGAGAGAACCAAAAUAUGGAGCCAAAUGAUGAUCACCAACCAUUUGCAUUUGAUUUCGUCUACUUGCCUAUGGAUUUCAAGAGAGAUGCUAACAAAGGGUAUGCCUUUGUCAAUUUCACCCAUCCAAUCGCGGUGUGGAAGCUUCAUCUUGCUUGUAGUAAUCAACGUUGGGAGCAUUGCAAGUCUCCUAAGAUCUGCAGAAUCAAUUAUGCUUCUAUUCAGGGAUAUGAGAAACUAGUAGAGCACUUUGGUAGGAGCAGGUUUGUAUGUAACCAUGAAGACUAUCUGCCACUUUGCUUCAACCCUCCGAGAGAUGGUAGUGGUGAUUCAGUGGCCGAAACUACAAUCGGAAAACGCUUCUCCUCAUCCUCCUAUUUGGCCAGGAACUCAUCGAACCCAAUUCGGUCAGAAACUGAUCGUUCGAUGAAUUAG
Beta vulgaris subsp. vulgaris (sugar beet) is the source of this 783-nucleotide messenger RNA. RefSeq names its product protein terminal ear1 homolog. Lineage: Eukaryota; Viridiplantae; Streptophyta; Magnoliopsida; Caryophyllales; Amaranthaceae. The transcript is spliced from 4 exons. The record is from RefSeq and is a predicted model, not a curated record. Bases 1 to 783 code for a protein of 260 amino acids. Gene Ontology annotation, molecular function: nucleic acid binding.